AUGGAAGCCAUCCCGCCGCAACACAGAAACGAUGCCACGCAGGGUCAUGUCUCGUGCCCUCGAGGUCACAGUACCAGCCUAAAUACCCCGCGGUCCCCUAAGAUCUUGCUCUCCAAUACCCCGCCAUCUCAAAGGCAACUUUUCUUCAGCAGCAGCAACAGCCGUUUGUCACCCCACCAUCGAACCAUGUCUACCACACCGAGUCGUCGGCUUAAUGUGCACAACAUCAACCAGCAUGUUGUUGCUGCCGAGUACGCCGUUCGCGGCGAGCUGGCCGUAAAGUCGGAGGAAUACCGGGCAAAGCUGGCCAAGGGUGACAAGGACCUCCCCUUUGAAGCCGUCAUCUCGGCCAACAUCGGCAAUCCUCAGCAACUCGACCAGAAGCCGAUUACCUUCUUCCGACAGGUCGUCAGUCUCCUCGAGAACCCCCUGCUUCUUGAGCACGAGGAUGUCUUGCAGAACCAGCUUGGGUACAAGAGCGAUGCUAUCGCUCGCGCCAAAUUUCUUUUGAGCCAGGUCGGCUCCGUUGGCGCCUAUAGUGCCAGCGCUGGUGUCCCCGCUAUCAAGGAGAGCAUUGCCAAUUUCAUUGAGCGCCGAGACGGAUUCCCCGCCGAUCCCGCCCACAUUUACCUCUCUGGCGGUGCCUCUUCCGGAGUCAACACGCUUCUGCACAUAAUUGCUCAGAAUGCUCAAAGCGGUGUUCUUGUGCCCAUUCCUCAGUACCCACUCUACACUGCAACCCUGUCGGUCCUCAACGCCACUUGCGUUCCUUACUACCUCGACGAGGCCUCAGGCUGGGGCACCGAUCUGAACACCAUCAAGGCUGCCUACGAGAAGGCCACCUCCGAAGGCACCGAUGUGCGCGCUAUUGUUAUCAUCAACCCCGGUAAUCCUACCGGCGCCUCCCUGUCCGAGGAUGACAUCCGCGCCGUCUACGACUACGCGGCGGAGAAACAGCUCGUGGUGAUGGCCGAUGAAGUCUACCAGACCAACGUCUUUGUUGGCAAGUUCCACUCCUUCAAGAGCGUUCUGCGCAAGCUGCAAAAGGAAACCCCCGGCAAGUACGACGGCGUUGAACUCGCCUCUCUGCACUCCAUCUCCAAGGGUAUGGUCGGCGAGUGCGGUCACCGCGGCGGCUACUUCGAGCUCGUCAACUUCGACUCCGAGGUUGAGGCCAACAUUUACAAGUUCGUCUCCAUCACCCUCUGCGCCCCCGUCAUCGGCCAGUGCAUCGUCGAGCUCAUGGUCAACCCCCCCAAGGAGGGCGAGCCGAGCUACGAGCUGUACAAGAAGGAGUACGACGGUAUUUUCAACGGCCUCAAGGAGCGCGCCACUGCUCUCCACAAGGCCUUUGACCAGAUGGAGGGCGUCGAGUGCGGCGCGCCGCAGGGUUCCAUGUACCUCUUCCCCACCAUCAAGCUUCCCGCAAAGGCCAUCGAGGCCGCCAAGAAGGAGGGCCGCACGGCCGACGAGUUCUACUGCAUGCGCAUGCUCGAGGCCACCGGUGUCUGCGUCGUUGCCGGCAGCGGAUUCGGUCAGAAGGAGGGCACCCUGCACUUCCGCACCACUUUCCUCGCGCCCGGCACUGACUGGGUUGGCCGCAUCAUCAACUUCCACAAGGAGUUUAUUGAGAAGUACCGGUAA
This is a messenger RNA of Colletotrichum orchidophilum, 1644 nucleotides long. Its product is annotated as aminotransferase class I and II. The record is from RefSeq and is a predicted model, not a curated record. Gene Ontology annotation, biological process: biosynthetic process. NCBI's taxonomy places the organism in Eukaryota, Fungi, Ascomycota, Sordariomycetes, Glomerellales, Glomerellaceae. The transcript is spliced from 3 exons. Gene Ontology annotation, molecular function: L-alanine:2-oxoglutarate transaminase activity; pyridoxal phosphate binding. Bases 1 to 1644 code for a protein of 547 amino acids.